UGGUUGUGUAGCUGACUUUCUUGGUCGAACAGCAAUAAGCAACAACGUUUCAUAGAGAGAUAAAGUAAGCCUUGUCGGCGGUUCAUAAAUAAAUCUGUUUUUACGUAAGUAAGUGGAAGUGCUGUCAAUUUCGACAAGGUUGUUGGUUAGCCAAGAUUAGCUGCGGACGUAGAGUGAUUAGUCAAAUGAAAGGCUACGCUAAACGAAGCUGAAAAUGGAUUUUUUCAUUUAUUUCAUCUGUUCGGAUGAGAAUUACCUGAAAACAUAUCAAACUAUCACGAGAACGAUCACAGUCACCGGUGUGGCUCGUAGAUGUAUAUGCGCGUGUAGCUAGCUAAUGUCACAUACCGCAACUUGACGUUGUUGUUAGCAGCUUAUCUUAGCCAAGAUAACUCCAGAGCUGCUCUAAAUCCUUUGGUUUGUGAACGAGAAGGCGAAAAUAUGAUAUCAGUCGGUUGGCGAUCAGUCAGUGCUGAUUAUUUGAUUUGUUUAAUUAAGUGACUUUUUGCAGAUGUUAAGCCAGUAAAUAGGGCCUAUUUGCAAGUUCAUUGUAGUUACCUAAUGUUAGCAUAGCUGCCUAUCACCAAACCAAACGACAGUCAUCUUGCCAAUUAUUUCUUUCAGUAUAAAGCAAUUUAUAUACUGCACCGCCAUACUGUAAGUAGUCUACGGCUAUUCGUCUGUGAAGGCAUUCGUUCUGUUGAAAGUCAGAGAAUAAUAGUUGUGUUUGUAGUUAUUUGCUAUGAUGUUGACAGCCGUGCUCCUCACUGGCCUUUUGUGUGGGGUCAUUGGACAAGAGAGUCAGGCCAUUACAGCUGAGGAAAAGACCAAAAUCAGGGACCAGAUACUUGAGAUGUUUGAUCAUGCUUAUGGCAGCUAUAUGAAAUAUGCGUACCCAGCUGAUGAGCUGAUGCCACUGAGCUGUAGAGGCAGAGUGAGAGGGGUGGAGCCUGAUAGAGGAGACAUUGACGACUCUCUGGGAAAGUUCUCUCUGACUCUUAUUGACACCUUGGAUACUCUUGUGGUGCUGAAUAAGUUGGAUGAGUUCGAGGAGGCGGUGAAGAAGACUGUUAGAGAUGUCAAGUUCGAUAAUGAUGUGGUGGUGUCCGUCUUCGAAACCAACAUUCGUGUUCUGGGUGGCCUGCUGGGGGCGCACGUGAUGGCCGACCUGCUGCGGCAGCGUGGGGAGAGGAUGCAGUGGUACAGAGAUGAGCUGCUUCACAUGGCCAAAGAUCUGGGACAUCGCCUGCUGCCUGCCUUUAACACCACCAGUGGCCUUCCCUACCCACGGGUGAACCUGCGUUACGGAGUCCUCAGCCCUCUGUCUCGCACAGGCACAGAGUCCGACACCUGCACGGCCUGUGCUGGGACCAUGAUCCUGGAGUUUGCUGCUCUCAGUCGGUUGUCCGGGGAUUCGGUUUUUGAGGAGCAUGCUAGGAAAGCUUUAGAUGUUCUCUGGGAAAAGAGACAGAGAGGAAGUGACCUCGUUGGCACCGUCAUCAAUAUCCACAACGGAGACUGGGUCCGCAGAGACAGUGGUGUUGGUGCCGGUAUCGAUUCCUACUAUGAAUACUUGAUGAAGGCGUAUAUUCUACUGGGAGACAACGUUUACCUUGAGAGGUUUAAUACUCACUACAGUGCCAUUAUGAAGUAUAUCAGUCAGCCGCCCCUGCUGCUCAACGUGCACAUGCACAACCCCACCGUGAACGUGCGCAGCUGGAUGGACUCCUUACAGGCCUUCUUCCCUGGACUGCAGGUUCUUAGAGGAGAUCUGAAGCCUGCCAUAGAGACCCAUGAGAUGCUCUACCAGGUCACCAAGCAGCACAAGUUUCUGCCUGAGGCUUUCACUACAGAGUUCAGAGUUCACUGGGGUCAGCACCCACUGAGGCCAGAGUUUGCUGAAAGCACUUACUUUCUCUAUAAGGCGACAGGUGAUCCGUAUUACCUUAAAGUGGGCCAGUCUAUAGUGGAGAAGCUGAACACUCAUGCGCGGGUCCCGUGUGGCUUUGCUGCUGUGCAGGAUGUGCGAACUGGGACACAUGAGGACAGGAUGGACUCCUUCUUCCUAGCAGAGAUGUUUAAGUACCUAUACUUGCUCUUUUCUGAGAAGAGUCAACUGCCAUUUGAUAUUGAUGACUACAUCUUCACCACUGAGGCCCAUCUCCUCCCUGUGUCCCUGUCCACAACCCAGCCCUCCUGUCAGAGCAACUACACGGAACCUCAUCCAGUGCAUGAAGAAGAUAUGUUUACUUACUCAUGCCCCAGUGCCCAAACCCUUUUCCCCAACAACCCCUCCUUCGCCAAAACCAUCAGGGACAGCUACAAAUACCUCACAGGGGUGGGCAGGGCCUAUCAUGCAUCUUCAAUCAGGGGGAUAGAGCUGCCCCUCCAUGAUACAGGACUGGAGCCAAUGGAGUUUCUGAAGAGCAUGGGCAUCUCUCUCAGCCCGCUCGCCGACAUGGCAUUGGGCUCCAGAACCUCAGGCACUCAGGAUAGUCACAAAGGUGUGUACAGGGUAAAGCUGGUGGCAGAGGUGAGCCAGCCUGAGGAGGAAGAAGUAGUGCCCCUCAUCGUCCAGCUCAUAUCACCCCCAUUUUUAGGAAGAACAGUCCUGACCGCUGGACCUGCAAAGUUUGGAAUGGACCUCACCAAGAACGAGCAUGGGGUGAAGGGCAGUAUUGUGAAGAGUGUUCCCUACUCAGCGUGUAGUCCUAUAGAGAAUGCUGCAGAACUGCAUGGUCACAUCGCCAUAGCUCUGCGUGGAGACUGCAUGUUUGCAGCCAAAGCUCGGCGUUUACAGGAAGCAGGAGCCAUCGCAGUCAUCUUCAUUGACCACAGAGAGGGGAGCAGCAGUGAGGAGACCCCUCUGUUCCAGAUGGUUGGUGAUGGAGGUUCCACUGAGGGCAUUACUAUACCCCUGGUCUUCUUGUUCAGUCAUGAAGGAGCAGUGCUGACUGCUGCACUGGAGGAACAUCACAAUGUGGAUGUUCUCCUGCUGCCCAAAGAAAGAGAGCUGGGCAAAGACAAACCAGAGAAGCUCAACAUUAAGUUCCGUCUGGCCAAGGAGGGAGAGCUGGAGGAAGGUGAGGGGGAGGGCACCACCAUUCAGCUGCUUCUGCAGCAGGAGACGGAUGCCGAGGGAGAGAGGGGAGAGGCGGCUCCCCCGGGUCACUGCAGCUCCUCGGCAGGAGGUGAAGAGGAACCCUGCCCAUCAGAACAAAAAGACCCAGAGAACACUCCCUGAUAACGGGACCAGGCGAACCCCUCAAAGAUAUCAGGGCUGCUGCUCACCUGCUCCCUGGUCCAAGGUCUGAGCUUAAAAGGCUUAAGACGCCCAAGAGAGUGCUCACUCUCUCCAUGGCUGGACCGAACAAACUGACUCUCAACAGAGGGAGACUCAAGACCAGAGAGUCGAAUUUUUUUUUCCCUCUAAAUAACUCGGAUGAAAUAAUGGAUGGUCUCGUGUAGUUUAUAGCUUUUGAAAAAAAAACAAACUGUGUAUUCAAUGUGUAGAGCGAGUGAUCAAGAGAGAUAUGCAGAGAUAGUCUUAAUUUUUUUUUUUUUUUUCCACUGUGAGCUCCUGUCUUACAUGUGCUGUGGUGGUGAAAGUAGAUGUAGCUGAUAUGCAAAGUCUAUUCAAGCACACGGCAGUUAGUUGCAGGUUUGAAGGAUAAAGCGGGUGGGCAGAGGCAGUGGACUACAGAGAAGAUUUAUUCUCAGGCCUUAAAAGUGGGUUUGAGUCCAUUUUUUAAACUAUUGGACUGUCACGACAAAUAGGAGAUGACCGUCUGUGCUGUCAGUAGCGACACGUGACGUCGCCCGUAGAAACAUUGAAUUUCGUUCAUUUUGUGUAUGCAUUUUUCCUUACAUUAACAAAGUGGCUUUAAAUUCUUCAGGGUGGUUAUAUGAGAAGACUGCUCUCGUGAACAAAACCUAAAACUCUGCAGUGUUAUGUAUGCAUCCAGUUGGCGUGAUGCUCAAGGGAGAGAAAUCAGUCAUGUGUUGUGGUGAAUUCUGAGGUUCAAUCAUAUUUUAUCCUGUUAUGAGAUAUCAGGGAAAUCAAGCGGUUAAUACACUUGAACGUGUGUGUGUGUGUGUGCGUGCGUGUGUGCGCGCGCACGCGUGUUUUUAAG
Messenger RNA from Chanos chanos (milkfish), 4133 nucleotides. RefSeq names its product ER degradation-enhancing alpha-mannosidase-like protein 3. Gene Ontology annotation, cellular component: endoplasmic reticulum; membrane. Gene Ontology annotation, biological process: carbohydrate metabolic process; mannose trimming involved in glycoprotein ERAD pathway; endoplasmic reticulum mannose trimming. Bases 743 to 3244 code for a protein of 833 amino acids. The transcript is spliced from 20 exons. The record is from RefSeq and is a predicted model, not a curated record. Gene Ontology annotation, molecular function: mannosyl-oligosaccharide 1,2-alpha-mannosidase activity; calcium ion binding. Lineage: Eukaryota; Metazoa; Chordata; Actinopteri; Gonorynchiformes; Chanidae.